GGACGAUGUCACGUCGCCCGCAAUUUCCCCGAGACUUGGAAUAUAUCAUGGGUCCCAGUGCAUCUGCAACUGUAGAUCCUUUCAAUGCUAAGAGUCUGGCCAAAAUAGCUCCACACCGGCAGUCAGUACUGGACUUCUUGGCCGAAGUACUCGUGGAGGAAUGCGCCCUCCCUGUCUGGUUGGGAUCGGCAUGAGCGACGGACUCCCCUCUUUCUUUUAUUUAUUUCCCCCAAAGCUCCCUACUGCGCUGAGGUGCAGUUACAGCUCUUUCUCUCCAGCGAGCGCACCAUGCCACUUUCAACACUUCUACUUGGGGGCCUAUUAGCCCUACAGGCACAUGCCCUGCCUGGACGCGACAACCCUGCGAUACUCCGACGAGCUUGUCCUGACUACACCUCGUACGCCUCGACGCCGCAUGGCCCAUAUAGCGGCGGUCCCUUGAAUCUCCCUUACCAGCGCCCCGCCGAAGCAUGUCGUACCUUCUCGUCUGCGUCUGUGGAGAAGGUCAUCGAGGAUAUUACCUCGCGCCUCGUCGACAAAGACCUAGCGCAGCUGUUCCGCAAUGCGUAUCCGAACACCCUGGAUACUACAAUCAGGUGGCACCAAAAUGCUACUACAGCAGCUUCUACGCGUAAAAGUAGACGCGACACGGCCCAGUGGACCGGCGCGCAGACCUUCAUUGUCACCGGUGAUAUCAACGCGGAGUGGUUGCGGGACUCGACCAACCAGCUCACCAACUACCAAGCCCUCGCGAAGAAGGAUAAGAGCUUGUAUAAUUUAAUUCUGGGUGCCAUUAAUACACAGGCGGAGUUCGUGAUCCAGUCGCCCUACUGCAAUGCUUUCCAACCACCUUCGGCGAGUGGCAUCCCGCCAGAGAACAGCACGCAGGUGGACACAGUUCACCCGGCAUACGAGAAAUCGUUCGUCUUUGAGUGCAAGUAUGAGCUUGACUCCCUUGCGCACUUCUUGCUGCUCGGCACCGAAUUUUAUGAGAACACCGGCUCGACCGAGUUCCUAACCGACCGGUGGUAUAAAGCAUUGCAAACUGUCCUAGACGUGAUAGACGCGCAGUCGCAGCCUACUUUUAACUCGAAGAAUCAGUUUGUCACCAAUCAGUACACCUUCCAGCGUGAGACUACCAUUGGAACCGAGACGCUGAAUUUGCAGGGUGUUGGUAACCCGCUCAACAGCGGCACUGGUCUGAUUCGUAGUGCUUUCCGGCCAAGUGACGAUGCCACAAUUCUUGGAUACUUUAUCCCUCCUAAUGCAAUGAUGUCUGUUCAACUGCAGAAAGUGGCCGAGGUCAUCAAGGCUGCUGGCGGCCACGCCGACUUGGCCAGCGAGCUGGAACAACGUGGCAAUAACCUCGCGAAGGCUGUCAAGGAACACGGUAUUAUCAACCACCCCACUUAUGGCGACGUCUACGCCUUUGAGGUUGACGGCUAUGGCUCUCGCAUUCUCAUGGAUGACGCGAAUAUUCCUUCGCUUCUGUCUUUGCCGUACCUUGGUUUCCUGGACAAGAGCGACCAGGUCUACCAGAACACCCGGAAGAUGAUCACCGAGAAGGCUGGCAACCCAUACUACCUAGAGGGUCCUGCCUUCCAUGGUAUUGGUGGUCCUCACAUCGGACUCCAGAAUGCCUGGCCCAUGUCCCUCCUGAUGCAGGCUCUUACCUCCUCCGACGACACCGAGAUCUUGGAUUCCAUCAACCUGGUCCGUAACUCCAGCUUGCUCGGGCUCAUUCACGAGUCGAUCGACGUGACCAACAUCAAGUCCUACACUCGACCCUGGUUCGCUUGGGCCAACUCAGUGUUUGCGCAGACAAUUCUUCAGGUUGCGGAAGAGCGGCCCCAUUUGAUUUUCGGUGAUAAUGCCCAGCCUUAUACUAUUAAUUAAACAUGAGUCUUCUACCGCUGCAUAGGCUGCGGGUGGUACAGCCUUUGCGGCAAUUCAAAUGGAAGAGUCUUAUUACUCGGUUUUAUUGCUCCCUAAGUGAUGGUAACCGGAGAUUGACUGUGUUCAACAUCCAAUCAAUGGCAGUAUUGACAAUGAAGACAGC
Molecule: messenger RNA, 2059 nt
Organism: Penicillium brasilianum
Lineage: Eukaryota; Fungi; Ascomycota; Eurotiomycetes; Eurotiales; Aspergillaceae
Source: the annotation of a GenBank genome assembly